AUGACACCACCCACAAUAAUAUUUAUCCACGGAGCAUGGCACGACACCUCGAACUUCUCCCCCGUGAUCGGCAUUUUAGAACCGCUAGGUUACCCAUGCAUCACCAUUGCCAUGCCAUCCACAGGCGGUACUAUCCCCACCACAGAUCUCACGAACGAUAUUGCCGCCAUCAGACAUGUCGUGCUGAAAGAGGUUGAUGCCGGGAAGGAAGUCAUCGUGUGUAGUCAUUCGUGGGGUGGGAUACCUACUACGAAUGCUUUGGAUGGAUUGAGCAUUUCCGAGAGAUCUGAAAGUGGAAAGGUGGGCGGGGUGGUCAAAAUAGCUUUCUUGUGCGCCUUUGUGGUUCCGGUUGGUACUAGUCUUCAGGAUGCUACUGGUGGGAUGAGUUAUGAUGGUAUUGCGGAAGAUGGGUUUAUUCCAGCGACACAUUUUGGACAGAAAUUCUACCAUGAUCUUGAUGAUGCAAUGGCUAGCGAUUUGGAGUCUAAGCUGAAAUUGCAAAGUGUGGCCAGCUUCCAAACCAAAGCUACUUCGGCAGCCCAUUUGGUAAUCCCGUCGAUCUACCUCAUUUGUGAAGAUGAUCAGAUCAUUCCUAUGUUUUUGCAGGAAUUGAUGAUAGCUGAUGCUCGAAAGGCGGGGGGGAUUAUGGAGGAAGAGCGAGUGUUCUGUGGACAUAGCCCCUUUUUCAAGAACCCGGAGUUUACAGCUAGUUUCUUGAGACGAGCUGCGGGUGAAAACGUCUAA
This is a messenger RNA of Sclerotinia borealis F-4128, 744 nucleotides long. The record is from the annotation of a GenBank genome assembly. NCBI's taxonomy places the organism in Eukaryota, Fungi, Ascomycota, Leotiomycetes, Helotiales, Sclerotiniaceae.